UUUACGAUGGCCAGGAUCGCGAUACUUUGUUUGGCCCUCGUGGUCAUUGCUACCGUUCAAGCGGCACCAGGUUACAGUAAAGGCCACACCGGUGGAGGUGGAUUAGGUGGUGGCGGCGGUGGUUUUGGCGGCGGAGGUUUUGGAGGCGGGGGUGGUUUCGGAGGUGGAGGAGGUGGAGGUUUUGGAGGUGGCGGUGGUCUGGGACACGGAGGCGGCGGUGGUCUCGGUGGAGGUUUGGGAAAAGGCGUCGGCGGCGGAGGAGGUGGUUUUGGUGGUGGUGUCGGCGGUGGUCUUGGUGGAGGUGGAAGCUUCAGUGGUGGAAAACACAAAGGUGGAUAUGGACGCUAAACUCACAAGAAUGGCGCGCAGCAAUCACCUCCUGGCUUACAAAAUUAGCAAUCUCGUUGUGAUAUCAAAUUAGUGAUCUAUUCAUAAUAUUGUUUGUAUUGUAUUCAAAUAUAGCAAUAAUUAUAUUUUA
Molecule: messenger RNA, 478 nt
Organism: Melitaea cinxia (Glanville fritillary)
Lineage: Eukaryota; Metazoa; Arthropoda; Insecta; Lepidoptera; Nymphalidae
Product: ctenidin-3-like
Exons: 3
Coding region: 7-348 (113 amino acids)
Source: RefSeq, a predicted model, not a curated record